Messenger RNA from Postia placenta MAD-698-R-SB12, 866 nucleotides. RefSeq lists its product as hypothetical. The coding region runs from base 9 to 803 and encodes 264 amino acids. The transcript is spliced from 2 exons. NCBI's taxonomy places the organism in Eukaryota, Fungi, Basidiomycota, Agaricomycetes, Polyporales, Adustoporiaceae. The record is from RefSeq and is a predicted model, not a curated record.
ACCCGACCAUGUUUCUCGCAGCCGUUCUCAACAUCUAUGUCCAUGUUCAAAGCUGGUACUACUCCUGGAAGGGAGUAUUAGGCACCCACGUACACUUUUUGCCCUUCGGUCUUGUUCUAAAAGUCAGUAGUGAACCCACUGUCGCACACGAGGGCCACAUCAUCAACUUCGUCCGGACACACACGUCUAUCCCCGUUCCCCGUGUCAUAGCCGCAACUGCGUGGUAUGACCUCAGAUUCCUGCUCAUGGAGAGGGUACAUGGCGAUAAUUUGCAGGCAGUAUGGCGUCAUCUCGAUACCGAGCAGCGCGCAAACAUCGUCGAACAGAUACGCUCAUUCGUCCUCCAGCUUCGAGCUCUAAAAUCUCCCCAUGGACCAGCCGUAUGCGGUCUGAAUGGUGCUGCUACCAUAGACAGUCGCGUAUCCUCGUAUCCGAUCGGACCCUUUGCCGACGAAAGCGCAUUCAACGACUGUCUCAUCGACGCCGCAGAACCAUAUCUAUGCGAGGAGAUUCUUGCAGACGUCCGCACUCGCAUGCGUGAUGACCACCGGAUUGUGUUCACGCACGCCGACCUUGCACCUCGCAAUAUCCUCGUGCAUGGUGGGACAAUAGCGGGCGUGAUAGACUGGGAGGAGUCUGGAUGGUAUCCGGAGCAUUGGGAGUUUGUCAGGUCAAUGUAUUAUCCAACCCCGAGACACGAUGAGAGCUGGCUACAGGCUGUGCGGGAUUUCACUCCCGAAGACUACGAGAAAGAUUGGCUCGUAGAUCGCGAGUUGUCUGAGCGGAUGGUCGGCGCUUUCUAAGGAUACUCGAUCAUUCUACAUUUGUUGUGAAGUAUCUUAAGUCGCAUGCAUUGUUUUCAAAGG